CAAAAAGAACUGUCAAAAGAAACGUCAAAUUCGAUUACUUCCGAAAGCCGGACGUGCAUUUACAUUUUUCUCGCGAUCGGAAAUCGAAAAGUUUCCAAUUUUCCCCCAACAUAAUGAGUUCCAAGACCGACAGCAAGAACAAGGGCACAUUCCAGCCGGACUCAGAUGUUCACAUCACCAUCGAUGACCAAAUGAAGAUCAACAAAUUUGCGAAUUUCAACGCCAAAGUCGAGGACCUCAAGGAGGAGCUGAAGGUGCGGCAGAACGAGCUGAAGAAUCUGGAGGAGGCCGGCGACGAGAUCGAGCUGAUGGACGAGGACACGAUUCCGUUCCUGAUCGGGGAGGUGUUCGUGUCGCACGAUCUGCCCCGCACGCAGGAACUGCUCGCCGAAGCCAAGGAGAAGAAAAAGCAGGAAAUCGAGAACAUCCAAAAGCUGUCCAAAGACAUCCAGGACAAGAUGGGCGAUUUAAAGGCGCACCUGUACGGCCGGUUCGGCAGCAACAUCUAUCUCGAAAACGAUGAAUAAAUUAAUCAUUCGAGUGUGUGAUAUUCCCCUUGCUACUCAAACUA
Messenger RNA from Culex quinquefasciatus (southern house mosquito), 571 nucleotides. RefSeq names its product probable prefoldin subunit 4 (gene Pfdn4). NCBI's taxonomy places the organism in Eukaryota, Metazoa, Arthropoda, Insecta, Diptera, Culicidae. Bases 114 to 527 code for a protein of 137 amino acids. Gene Ontology annotation, biological process: protein folding. Gene Ontology annotation, cellular component: prefoldin complex; cytoplasm. The record is from RefSeq and is a predicted model, not a curated record. The transcript has 3 exons.